AUGAAACGCGGUGCAGGUGUUACGGUGAGUGAGUUAUAUGAGGCAGCUGAGCCACAUGGUGUCAUUUCACAAGUGGAAUUUCUCCUGAUGCCAUCUUCAAGGAGGAGGCCACACUCCGUUAUCCGGCUACUACGGGAUGGCUGCCACCAUGCACUGACCUUCAAAGUCGUCACUGCGGAUGGUCAUUUCGUUACUGCGUCGGAAACCUCAUAUCCUGACCUCUUCUGGACUCUCCACGGAGGUGGUAGCGGUAUUGCGCCCGAAUAUGCCAGUGACUCUAUCAAACUUCGCCUUGGAAACACGACAUUUGCCACUGCGAGUAGGGAAAUAUUCUGGCUAGGAGUGAGGAAAUACUUCGAGAGCUCCAUCAUGUACACUAAUGCUGGCUUCUACUCGUUUUUCUUUGCCCUCAACAGCGGAGGCCAGCUUACUCUCAGAAUCAAUGGCCUCUUUGCUCCAAAUCAUACCAUCGAGUCCCUUAACAAGAUUACAAAGCCAUGGAUGAAUAGGCUCAAGGAACCGGCAGUUCUGUUGAAGAUGGAACAAAAUACGGCAUACUUCUUUCCGGGGUAUAUGGAUGCAUGGGGCUCCCACCUCUUCCCUGUUAGGAAAGCGCAUUCCCUCCUAGGUAACCGACUACUAUCACGGCGUAGCUUCAUGGAUCUCACGAGAUCCAACGCAACAUUCAACGUCAUGAAGACUCAUGUGGAGGUGGAGCGUCAUUUGGGCGGUGGCGGAAGGCCGUGUGCUUUCUCAUCACCUCGUCAGCCAGGUUCGCGGGUGGGAAAUAUCACCGCAGCGGAGAUGAAGAUCGCAUCGGAUGAGCUAACGAAUAAUAUCCUUCCGCCGUGGCGUGAAGUUGCGCCAGCAGGUGAAGGCGGAGGCUCGUAUCCGAAUGAGGCUCAAAUCACGGAGCCAAAUUGGCAGGACGGUUUUUAUGGUAGCCAUUACACGAGGUUGCUGAAGAUCAAAAGGAAGUAUGAUCCAGGAGACCUGUUCUAUGCCACACCAACUGUUGGAAGUAAGGGACUUAAAAUGGACGGCCUUGUCGUUCAGAAAAAGCGUGAUAAAUUCAAAGCCUCCCAAAAAGAUAAAGAUUACAAGAUAAAGGGAGCUGCGGUCCAUAUGGGACUAUCCAAUCUGCUCCUGUGGUGUCCAGCGCCACGGUCAUCCUCGAUGUUCAUUGACCACGACAACAUGCAGCUCAAGGAGCAACCAGGAGUGCCUUCGCGAGUGCCAAAUAUCUUCGAAACCCUGUUGGGUUACUUAUACCAGAUGGAUGACUUGGCUCACAACACCGACCCAUAUAACCACCACCCACAGUAUGUGCUAGCAUUGAAGCAAAGGAAGCUUGGAAUACAAGCAACUUUCAACAGUGUCGAUGGCCGUCGUGUUGCAGUAUUGGUAGCAUGUCGACUUCCCAGGUGUGCCAUAAGAGAUAAUGCUAUUGACUUCACCGUUGCAGCAUGAAUCGAGGAUAGUGGAAUUGUCGCCCCCUAUAGGUACUGCGCAGGAUGGGCUGAGUGUUGGGGGCUGGGGUGGCGGGCCGUGAAUUGUGCAUGAAUUGUUUGCCAUUUAGAUGCGUAGGAAGGUGGAUUGAUCGGUGAGGCCACAAUUAACCUUAGAAAGAGAACUCAGAAUUGAAAGAAGACUAAAAACGGACAGAGGGCAACAAAAAUGAGUUGGAGCCAAAGUAUUAUUGAGAGAUCGGAGGGUGAGCACACUUAAAAGCGGAUAUGGUCGAGGUUGUG
Messenger RNA from Lindgomyces ingoldianus, 1751 nucleotides. RefSeq lists its product as uncharacterized. The record is from RefSeq and is a predicted model, not a curated record. The coding region runs from base 1 to 1470 and encodes 489 amino acids. Gene Ontology annotation, molecular function: flavin adenine dinucleotide binding; oxidoreductase activity. NCBI's taxonomy places the organism in Eukaryota, Fungi, Ascomycota, Dothideomycetes, Pleosporales, Lindgomycetaceae. The transcript has 8 exons.